GUUUUUGGCCGGAUGCGCGCAGGAGACUCACGGUCAGCGGCGCAAAGAAUGAGUGGAAACAAAAGCAAGGACUACACCAGGCAUAGCCUUUGGAAGCAUAGAGAGUAGCGUCACGAAACAGUUUGAGUUUGCCCCGCCAAAUCCCAAGAAAUCAUGUAACGUUUUGCUAGGCCAAGCCCCACCCAUCCGCAGGCAUUAAUUAAAGUGCGUGAUAUGGCAAUCGCAUCAAAUCUUGCUGGUAACAACCUCCGUCAAGCUUCGGGCAUGUUUCUAUGUGUAUGGCCGGUUCAGUCACAGGUCAGCCGCAGAGCCAAGGAUCUGGAACCUAAUUACACAGAUCACUUUGCUUCUGGCUUGCAUGCAUUCUGGGCAACUUUUUGCAAACCUUGAAUUGUGUACCUGCAGUCGUUUUUCCCUGACACGAUGCUUCAUCGAAUCUGUGUAAAGCAUUGGGAGAGCUGAGAGCAAGGUCAAAUAUCGCGCACGGAAACUUUCAACAGAGCCAGGGCUGAGCACUAGUAUUGCACGUCAACUGCAAGCUGACAAACACUCUGGCUGCCAAAGUUCUCACACUGAAGGACUGCCAAGCUGCAUCGCCAUGACACCAAGGGUUUUAAUUAUGUUUGGUGUGUAGGAGGCCAACAGCAAAGAGUUUCUUCCCAUCGUUCCUAAACGCCUGAGGCGGGUGGUGAUCAUCGGCCACGGCCCUGUCGGGCACAUCCUUUUGGAGCACUUGGUUGAGGGCACUGAAGUCCCCUUGGAACUCACAGUGAUUUGUGAAGAACCCCACUUGGCUUACAACCGCGUUGCCAUGACCAGCUACUUCCAACAUCGCUCAGCUUCGGAACUUGCGAUGUGUAGUGCUGAAUGGCUCGAGGAGAAGAACGUCCAGGUGAUCUUCGCCCGAGCGACCCAAAUCCAGAGGUCCAGUCGGCGUGUCACCUACGAAGGACCCUUGGUGCGCGGAGAGAUCGAAUAUGAUGAGCUGGUGUUGGCAACUGGCAGUUCGCCCUUUGUGCCCAAUGUCUCUGGAUUGACCACAGACCGAGCUCCAGGAAUCUUCCUCUACCGAACGAUCGAAGAUAUGGAAGCAAUCUUGGCGCGGGCGCAGCAGAAAGGCGUUCGAAAAGCUGCAGUGAUCGGUGGAGGACUUCUGGGAUUGGAAGCUGCCAAAGCUCUUCUGGAUUUGCAGAUGAAGGUCACUGUCUUGGAAGCUGCACCCACCUUGAUGUCAGCCCAGCUGGACAUGACGGGUGCCGAGCUGCUGCGGAAGCGGCUUAUGAAGAUCGGCUUGGACAUCGAGACUCAGGUGAACUUACAGGAGGUCCUUUCCAAUGCCUCUGGUGUCCGCUUCAUUCGGCUGGAGAAGGAGGGCCAAGAGAGUUUCUUGGAAGUCGAUUUGCUGAUUAUCUCCUGCGGCAUUCGUCCUCGUGACGAGCUGGCGCGACAGUGCCAGCUGGAGCUUGGUACACGAGGUGGUGUGAAGGUGGACGGAUGCCUUCGUUCGAGCGAUCCACAUAUCUAUGCAGUUGGAGAGGUUGCCAGCUACGAGGGCGGGAUGGUCUACGGCCUUUGGAAGCCGGGCAGUGAACAGGCCGAAGUCUUGGCUGGCACACUGGGCAGUCCCUCCGCAGGCUUGCGUUACCACGGCAGUGAUCUCUCAACCAAACUGAAGCUCUUGGGAGUGAAUGUGGCCUCUUUUGGAGCAAAUGCAGAGUUCUGGCAGCACCGGAUCUUUGACUGUCAGGACGGUCAGGCGAACUGGUGCGUCCGCAGCGUUUUGGAGGGGAACAAGUACCGGAAGUUGGUCUUCCGACGUUUGCCGAGCGGCGGGCGAAAGCUGGUGGGGGGGAUCUUGGUGGAGAGCGUGGAGGACUACCAGUCCUUAUGUGACGUGGCACGCUGUGGGCGCGAGCUAUGGGGUCUGGAAACGGUGGUGAUGACGCAUGGCCCCCGGGCCAACCCUGGACAGAUUGAGGAUAUGGUCUAUCCCCGAGACUUCCCCGCUCCCGUGCUGGACAUGGCAGCCAUGCCAGCAGUGCGGGUGGUGUUGGUGGGCUACGGCCCGGUUGGGCACGUUUUGCUACAGAAUCUGGUGGAGCAGAGGGAGCGGCGCAUGGCCAUCACCGUGCUGUGUGAAGAGCCUCACUUGGCCUACAAUCGAGUGGCCAUGACCAGCUAUUUCCAGCACCGGUCCGUCUGUGAGCUGGCAAUGUGUAGCCCGGAUUGGCUUCAAGAGAAGAACAUCCAAGUGAUCUUCGCCCGAGCCACCAGCAUCAAACGCUCGCACAAGCAGGUCACCUACGAAGGUCCUUCGGGGUCUGGAGAGGUUGGAUAUGAUGAGCUGGUGUUAGCCACCGGAAGUGCGCCUUUUGUUCCACCUGUCCCUGGCUUGGCCUCCACCGCAGGCGUUUUCCUGUACCGAACCAUCGAAGAUAUGGACGCCAUCAUCGCCCGUGCGGGUUCUGCGCGUGGAACCACGCGGCGGGCCGCCGUGGUGGGCGGUGGGCUUUUGGGAUUGGAGGCGGCCAAGGCCUUACUGGACUUGGGCCUGGAGACGCAUGUCUUCGAGAGUGCUCCUCAUUUGAUGCCCUCACAGCUGGACUCGGUGGCGGGCGAGCUCUUGAAGAAGCAGAUUGAGUCCUUGGGAUGUGUGGUGCACGUGAACGUGCAGCUCCAGGAAGUCCUGUCGGAGGACUCCAGCGGCGAAAUUUGUGCCGCGAGGUAUUUGGAGAAUGAGAGCGAGUGGACUCUCGAUCUGGAGCUCCUCGUCGUCUCCUGCGGCAUCCGCCCGCGCGACGAGCUCGCGCGCGGCUGCGACCUGGACCUCGGCGAGCGAGGUGGCGUGAAGGUCGAUGACUUCCUCCGCAGCAGCGACCCCCACAUCUACGCGGUCGGUGAGGUGGCCAGCCAUGAAGGAGGGAUGGUCUAUGGCCUUUGGAAGCCGGGGAGUGAGCAGGCCGAAGUGUUGGCAUCCACCUUGGGCAGCCCCUCUGCGGGCUUGCGCUACCAUGGCAGCGACCUCUCCACGAAGCUGAAGCUGAUGGGAGUGAACGUGGCAUCCUUCGGCGAGUCAGCGGCAUUUUGGCACGGCAAGACCUACCAAGUGCUGCAUGAUGAUGAGAAGCCCUGCAUUUGCGUCCGCUCCGUUUUGGAGGAGGGUUGCUACCGAAAACUGAUCUUCAAGCGAAUGCCAGGUGGCUCCAGGAAGCUCUUGGGCGGCAUUCUGGUGAAUAGCACUGACGACUACCACGCGCUGUGUGACGUGAGUCGCUGCGGGAAGGAGCUCUGGGGCUUAGAGCCCAUGGUCCUGGUGGAGGGUCCACGAGUGGUGCCUGGGAGGUUGGAGCAAAGUUUUCCACAAGCCCGGCUGUGAGGGCCGAAUUUUCGCCCGUCAUCCGCCACGCCCCGCGGAUGGAUGGAUGAUCAUAGGACAAUCGUUUG
Durusdinium trenchii is the source of this 3444-nucleotide messenger RNA. The record is from the annotation of a GenBank genome assembly. Lineage: Eukaryota; Dinophyceae; Suessiales; Symbiodiniaceae.